GUUAUCACCUCAAAGAUAUAACCUAUCAAAAGCUGGUGAUAAUGGAAUAGAUACAGAAUCUUACCGAAUACUGCUGGAGGAGAUUAUUAUUUUCUAUCUUGUCGAAACAUCAACGUCCGGGAUAUACAUUUACGAAGUUCCUCAGGUGCUGAAGACUAACAAAUUCACAACCCCAACAAGCCCACAACCCAACACAGCAAGCGCUGUUAGAUAUACCCUUCACCUUAGUGAUACCCUUCUGAGUCUGAGUUCAGAUAUUCUUCUUUCCCAUCAGUAUCCAGAUAUUCUUCUUGAUCAGCAGUAUCCGGAAUAUGUGAUGACCGCGUGGGUUUUAAAGUUGGAGGUUGAUAAGUCACUUCAUGAAAAACAUGUUACGCCAGAUUUUUGGGUUUAUGGUUAUAAAUCAUUUGCAGUAUGGGAUUCUCUCAACUUACAACCAAAACUG
Messenger RNA from Funneliformis geosporum, 445 nucleotides. The record is from the annotation of a GenBank genome assembly. Lineage: Eukaryota; Fungi; Glomeromycota; Glomeromycetes; Glomerales; Glomeraceae.